Messenger RNA from Rodentolepis nana, 207 nucleotides. The record is from the annotation of a GenBank genome assembly. NCBI's taxonomy places the organism in Eukaryota, Metazoa, Platyhelminthes, Cestoda, Cyclophyllidea, Hymenolepididae.
AUGUGUUCAUCCGACAUGAGGACAGAUCGUUGGAACUAUGCUCUCGAUUCAGUGAAUGAUUUGACCGAUAAAUAUGAACUGGUGGUUGUGCAAUGGAAGGACGCAAAUGAAUUGGGUCAGGGGCAUAACUCUCCUGUCAACAUUCUUCUCCUCAUCUCUUCAUAUGCCUUUAUCUGGCUUCUCUCAAGUCCUAAGAUGUCCUUUUGA